CUGACAUUGUUCUGAGAUUCUGAUGCUGUUUGUCGCCAGUCUUUUCUCCACUUUGGUUGCCAUAUUUCUGCUGGUGCCAGUAACGAACUGGAGUCUGUCAAAAAGAACUGGAAGGGGCUGGAGAUAACAUCGCUGCAAGGGUCCACCCUUUUACCGCAGCAGAAAACAGAGAGGGGAAAUAGUUGACUCUGCUGGGAAAGUUUUGUUUGGAGUGUUGGAGUGGAGAAAAUAACUUCAAAUAUGUCACAAACAUCUGCAGCAAUUAAGAUGGAUUCAUCCUUCCGGGCAAAACUGUUUGAUUUCCAUGGAGUCUCAAUGACCCGCUAUUUCACAGACAACUGGGACGAUGUUCAAAACUUUCAGGCCAGGCCGGAUGACAUCCUUAUUGCGACAUAUCCCAAAGCAGGAACCACAUGGGUCUCCUGCAUCCUAGAUCUCCUUCAUUUUGGUCAAGCUUCUCCAGAGCGGCAGACAUCCAUCUCAAUCUAUGACAGAGUGCCUUUUUUGGAGAUGGCAGUCCCGUCUGUUCCAAAAGGUACAGAACUGGCAGACAAGCUUGUCACUUCGCCUCGACUCAUCAAAACUCAUUUUCCAGUCCAGUUUGUGCCAAAAUCCUUUUGGGAGCAAAACUGCAGGAUUGUUUAUUUGGCUCGUAACGCUAAAGACAGUGUGGUGUCAUAUUUCCACUUUGAUCGCAUGAACAUGGCAGAGCCCGAACCCGGAGAUUGGAGCAUCUUCCUUCAGAGAUUUAUGCAAGGAAAGAGUAGGUGCAUUAAGAAUUACAAUGAUACAUCACCUCCACAGUCUUCAUAUGCAUUUUCUGUGGUUCCAGUGGUGUUUGGAUCUUGGUAUGAUCAUGUGAACGGCUGGUGGAAGAAGAAGCACACUUAUUCAAAGCUCCAUUACAUGUUCUAUGAAGAUCUGACCGAGGACACUGGACGUGAAAUGGACAAACUCUGCAGCUUUGUUGGUUUGUCUCCUUCGGAUGAGCAGAAGAAAAGCAUCGCUGGCAUGGUGCAAUUUGAUAAUAUGAAAAAGAACAACAUGGCCAACCACUCAUCAAUUUCAGUGAUGGAUUUCAAAAUUUCACACUUCAUGCGAAAAGGAAAAGUUGGUGACUGGAAGAACCACUUCACUGUGGCUCAGAAUGAACACUUUGACGAAGACUACAAGAGAAAAAUGACAGAUCCCACACUUAAGUUUCGUACUGAAAUUGAUAUUGCUUCUUUUUAAACAGUAUUUGAAGGUGACUUAAGAUUCGUUGAGAAAAAAGUUACUGAAGAAUGUCUCUUGUCUGUACUAAUCAGGGCCGUUUCUUGCUGUAUAGGCCAGGGGUUGGCAUUCUUUAGCAUCCAAAGAGCCAUUUUGCCUUCCAGUAAUAAAUUGUCAUCAAUAACCAUUAUAUUUGUCCUAUCCGUGCCUGUCUUUGCAGAGAGAGGCAUUCUUUCAUUUUCUAAAUCAUUUCUUGUUUAUGUUUUAACUGGGAGAAUAGAUGCUGUCAUGAUUUUAGGAACGAUUCUUUCAUGCAUUCUCCAUCUGUAAACGGCUUCCCCGUCCUUCCGAUCUGAUGUGUAGCCUGGUGUUGCACUUUCCAAACGACUUUCCAAAAAACAUAAACAGCCUAUUUCAGUUUAAUUGUUGUUUUCAAUAAAU
Dunckerocampus dactyliophorus (ringed pipefish) is the source of this 1653-nucleotide messenger RNA. Its product is annotated as cytosolic sulfotransferase 2-like. Gene Ontology annotation, cellular component: cytoplasm. Lineage: Eukaryota; Metazoa; Chordata; Actinopteri; Syngnathiformes; Syngnathidae. The transcript has 8 exons. Bases 241 to 1233 code for a protein of 330 amino acids. The record is from RefSeq and is a predicted model, not a curated record. Gene Ontology annotation, biological process: sulfation. Gene Ontology annotation, molecular function: sulfotransferase activity.